Coccinella septempunctata (seven-spotted ladybird) is the source of this 4336-nucleotide messenger RNA. Its product is annotated as cohesin subunit SA-1. The transcript has 9 exons. Bases 138 to 3509 code for a protein of 1123 amino acids. Gene Ontology annotation, biological process: sister chromatid cohesion. Gene Ontology annotation, cellular component: chromatin; cohesin complex; nucleus. NCBI's taxonomy places the organism in Eukaryota, Metazoa, Arthropoda, Insecta, Coleoptera, Coccinellidae. The record is from RefSeq and is a predicted model, not a curated record. Gene Ontology annotation, molecular function: chromatin binding.
CAGUGUUGACGUUUCUCUUGCUUGAUAUUUGAUUUUCUGUGUUCAGUAUGUCCUGUAAAUAAAAAUCGUUUGUUUACCAGAGCAAAAAGUGGCAAAUUAUAUAGAAUUUCAAUAAAUAAGCUAUAUAAACAUUCAACAUGCAGAGGCGUGGUGGGAAACGCAUCCGUAUGGAUGAACCGCCACCAGAAUACGAAAAUCCGAUGACACCGCAAGUAGAUUCUGAAAACUAUGGAUAUGUACAUCAAGCAAUGUACCAACAAGAUUCCUCAUACAGCGAUCAUGCUGGGGGAUCAUCAGAUGGCAUGUUUGAGUCACCCCCAACACCAGGUAUGCGAAGGGUGACUCGAUCAAAAGCAAGAGGAAUCAAUAACCCACCACCUCCACCUCCAACAUACUCCCCUACGACACCAAGUCCUGGGAGAGGGGGACGUAGAGGUAGGCCUGCAGGAAGAAAAAAUCAUGCAGACCAUAAUACAGAAGAUGAAACAUCACUGUAUAAUAUCAUUAGAAAUAGUAAAGCAUCGUUAACUAAUAUUGUGGAUGAUUGGAUAGAAACUUAUAAGGUGAACAGAGAAGCUGCUCUCAUAUCCUUGAUGCAAUUUUUCAUCAAUGCUGCUGGUUGCAAGGGAAGAAUAACGCAACAAAUGCAAGCUGAUAUGGAGCAUGCAGCUAUUAUAAGAAAAAUGACGGAAGAAUUCGAUGAAGAAUCAGGGGAGUAUCCUCUCAUCAUGGCAGGACAAAGUUGGAAAAAAUUCAGACAAAAUUUUUGUGAUUUUGUUCAGACUCUGGUGAAACAGUGCCAGUACUCGAUAAUUUAUGACCAGUUUCUUAUGGAUAAUGUCAUAUCUUUAUUAACUGGUUUGUCAGAUUCCCAAGUCCGUGCAUUCAGGCACACUGCCACUUUGGGGGCUAUGAAACUAAUGACUGCAUUAGUAGAUGUGGCAUUGACUGUUUCUGUGAACCUGGAUAAUACUCAACGGCAAUAUGAAGCUGAGAGACAAAAAACCAGAGAAAAAAGAGCAAGCGAUAGGUUAGAGUCCCUCCUCCAGAAAAGACAGGAAUUGGAAGAAAAUAUGGAUGAAAUCAAAAAUAUGUUAACAUAUAUGUUUAAAUCAGUAUUCGUACAUCGAUAUAGGGAUACCUUGCCAGAAAUACGAGCAAUUGCAAUGACAGAAAUAGGUGUAUGGAUGCAUAAGUUUCAUGCUAAUUUUCUUGACGAUUCUUACUUGAAGUAUAUUGGCUGGACUCUUCACGAUAAGGUUGGGGAAGUGAGGUUGAGGUGCCUCCAGGCUUUGCAACCCCUAUAUGCCAGUGAAGAAUUGAAGGGCAAGUUGGAGUUAUUUACUAAUAAGUUCAAAGAUCGUAUAGUAGCCAUGACGUUAGACAAAGAAUAUGAUGUUGCUGUUCAAGCAGUGAAACUUGUCAUAUCUAUUCUGAAGCAUCAUCAUGAAAUUUUGACUGACAAAGAUUGUGAGCAUGUUUACGAGUUGGUGUAUUCAUCCCAUCGAGCUGUGGCACAAGCUGCAGGUGAGUUUUUGAACGAGCGUCUUUUCCAACCAGGAGAUAUAGAUCCUGGCAAGACGAAAAGAGGAAAAAGACGGUUAGAAAAUACCCCGUUCAUAAGGGAUUUGGUGCAAUUUUUCAUUGAAUCCGAAUUGCACGAGCACGCAGCCUAUUUAGUAGAUUCUCUGAUCGAGUCAAACACAAUGAUGAAAGAUUGGGAAUGCAUGACCGAUUUGUUACUAGAGGAACCAGGUCCUCAUGAAGAAGCUUUGGAUAACCGACAAGAAACAAGUCUUAUAGAAAUCAUGGUAUGCUGUGUGAAGCAAGCUGCAACUGGGGAAGCUCCAGUUGGCAGGGGACCCACAAGAAAAAUCUCUUCCUUGAGGGAAAUUAAACAGGCUGGAGAAGACAAGCAGAAAUUGACGGAACAUUUCAUUCAGACCCUACCUUUGCUCUUGGAUAAAUACUCCGCUGAUCCGGAAAAAUUGGCGAAUCUAUUGAGCAUUCCCCAGUAUUUCGAUUUAGAUUUAUAUACAAGUGGACGUCAAGAAGGCUCCCUGCAGGCCUUGUUGGCUAAACUGAAACAUAUAGUGCAAGUUCAUCAUGAACCUGAGGUAUUGGAAACUUUGGCCAAAACAUUAGAAAUUCUCUGUACCGAGGGUCAUUCCAUUUAUACCAGGUGUGACGUGGCCCGAUCAACGAUUGUAGAUAUGAUAGUUACUUCAUAUAAGGACGCUAUUGAUGACUGGAGGAACCUACUCCUAGGCGAAGAAACGCCCGAAGCUGAUGAAAUAUUCAAUGUACUCAGUUCCCUGAAGAAAGUAUCCUUGUUUUAUGCUUGUCAUAACUUGAAUCAGUGGAAUUUAUGGCAGUCCCUCUUUCAGGAUGUCAAGGACGUAGAAAGCCCCCUUCCUCCAGAAGCUUUGAAGUAUUGCAUCAGCGCCUGUUUUUACUAUCUUCUCUGGGGUCUUCGAUCCUUGGAAGUAAUGCACGAAGGAGGUGGUUUGACGGGCUCGGCCACCCAAGAACUACGCAGUCAGCUGGAUCAGUUCAUCGAAGCGUGUCAGAACUUGAUACGUUAUUCCUCCGAAUCCUUGAUAAAGGAGGAAUCUUACAUCAGCUUAUGCGACCUUUUGAUAGUCUUCAGCGAACAACUAUCAAGUAGUGCUUCUUUCUUGUCCGAAUUAGUGUCGGUACCGGAUCGAAGUUUGCAGCUCUUAUUGAAUGAAUUUGUGCAGAACUUUGUAUUUGUACCUGAACAGAUAGCCGAACAUGAUGAACAUCGAAUUGAGGAACUGCAUAAGCGUAGAAAUUUCCUAGCAGCUUACUGCAAACUGAUUGUUUAUAAUAUAAUGCCAACGAAGGCGGCAGCAGACGUGUUUCAACACUACGUGAAAUAUUACAACGAAUACGGAGAUAUCAUCAAAGCUACCCUGAGUAAGGCAAGGGAAAUCAACAAGGUCAAUUGUGCCUUGACGAUGUGUCUCAGUAUGAACAUGAUGUACCAGGAAAUUCAGAAGACCCACAACAAGAACAAUAGGCAGAAUGAGGAAUUCUUCGCGUUGAAGGAAUUGGCGAAACGUUUUGCCUUGUCCUUCGGUUUAGACGCUGUCAAAAACCGUGAGGCAAUAACAGCGCUCCAUCGGGCAGGUAUACUAUUUGCAGUGACAGGAUCAGAGGCUUCAGAUGAUCCUACAGGACCUCCCCCUAAUAUCUCCUUCUUGGAGAUCUUGUCGGAGUUCACCAACAAAUUGUUGAAACAAGAUAAGAGAGUGGUACUUGCGUUUUUGGAUCGUAGAAUACACACAGGAAUGCCGAGCUCUAGAGGAGAAGACUGGCAACCCUUGCUGCUGUACAGGAACUCUUUGCUUCAUGGGGAAUCUGAUGCUCUGCCAACAACAAGCAAGAGGGCUUACGGAAGGAAGAGGAAAGAUCCUGAGUCAGAGCCAGAACAAGAUGAUGAACAUUUGUCUGACCAAGAAUUCCCAGGUUGUCUUUAUGGUUGAAAUAUCUUCAUCCGUUUUAAUUUAUGUAUAUUUUCACUUUUAAAAUGGUGAUUCAAUUUUAUUAUUGUGAUUUUUUGAACCGUUAUUCCUAUCUUCCUAUAGCUUAUUUUAAUUUUAUAGGUUACUAAUUGAAGUUGAAAAUAUUGCGAACUUAAUAUUUUUGAAAAUUUCGGCCUUCUGGUAGGAAGAGGUAAGUUAUUUAGUAUUAAUGAAUAUUUUUUUGUUCUAAUACCUGUUUUUUUUUAGUUCAUUUGUUAGAAAAAAAAAUGCCGUAUUUUCAACUUAAAUAAUCAUUUCUUUUAAUUUUUUUUUUCGAAAAAUCACGAGAAUACCUCGUAAAUAAAUUUCUUCAAAGAAAGUAUGUACAUUUAUGAAAAUUUCAAAUCAAUCCGCAACUCAGUAGUUGUAUAUUUCAAGGAAAAUGUUGCAACCAAAAUAUAUUCAAUUUUUAUUUGUACCAGUGAUACUUAACCUGCGGCCCAAAGCUUUUCAUAAGUUAAAACUUUCUGUAGAGUGAAAUUCAUCAAUUUUUCACGAAUACGUUCCUAGAUAACUGAUUUGGGGGCGCAAAAUGGUGGCCAGAGAAAGAAAGGGUUGAGUAUCCCUGAUUUGGACUGAUAAUAAAUGUGUUUGGAUAGAAAUAUCAAGUUUCGAAUUGUUUUGAUUUUACUUUGUUGGAAAACUGUUAUCUUAUAUUGAAGCAGAUACUGCUUCAAUACGAGAUGAAAUAAUGAUGUAAUAUUUUGAAUAAGUUUUAUAUAUUGCUAAUUUGUGAAUUCAAAUUAUAUGUAGUUGUAAGUUAUUAUGAAAUAAAUGUUUUUAUAUUG